AUGCGCAAUCGUUCUGCUCCCGCCGCAGUCACCCACGUCGAGGAGGAGGACGGGGACGAUGCAGACGACGCAGCACUGGACCGCCUUGCACGCAGUGGCUCUAGUUUGCAAGUGACUAUGGAUGAAUAUUGCGUUCCUCGAGACAUUAUACCAGAUGCCUCCUACGAUCCCCUAUCGGCAGACUUACGGGCCAAAGCAUGGCCAUGUGUCUCGAGCCGCUGGCUCGUGGAGUCGGCCUCCAUACCUUACCUCCCUUUCUUUGAAGGACUGGAUGACCAUCCAAUUGUGACACUAGAAUACCCGGCACCAGAUGCCAAGGAAGAGUUUGUUCUUCUAGUUCCCAAGAUGGCAGAUGAAUACGACCCUAUAUCAGACCUGCUUCACGCUGUGCGUGCCAUGGUCUCGAAUUAUGUCUCUGAAGAGCAACGUGAACUAUUUGGCUCUGUGGAUAGCUUGGAAACGGGCAGCAAUGCUGGUGCUCCCCUAAACAGAGCCCAUCGUCCGCCUACUCGCGUGGACACGAGUGGAUUGUCAAGCAACCAUGCACAGAAAGACGGCUCAGCAUCGCCGGCACCGCCUGAAGAAUCGAUCCUGCGAUCUUUCACUAAAGCCCGUAAUCGCCGGAAUGGUCCUCUCUUUGUCCAGACUGUAGAGCGGUUCAAUGCUGAAUUCCGUGCGUUGAAAAAAGCCGGUGCCGUUGCCUCUCACUUGCGUCAAGUCGGUCGAAACCAUGGCGUACCCGAAGAUCUGUGGCGUACCGUCCAAGAACAGGUGUACGCGCGCGUGGCUGCACCUCAUGUGGAUUCCUUGAAGCACUACGAAGCAUUUUCUGACUCGGUGUACGGUGAAAUGCUCCCUCCCUUUCUGAACGAGGUCGAGCGGAUUGCCAACCUGGGCACUGAUUCGGUGUUCGUUGAUUUGGGCAGUGGAAUUGGAAACUGCCUACUCCAAGCAUCGUUGCAAACAGGGUGCGAAGCGUACGGGUGCGAGUACAUGCCAGCGCCCAGCAAAAUUGCAUCGAAGCAACUCGUAGAGGCCUCGCACCGCUGGCGAAUGUGGCAUCUCCGAGCAGGUCCUCGUGUCGAGGCGUGGGACGAGGACUUUACCGAAUCUACCCACUAA
Molecule: messenger RNA, 1122 nt
Organism: Malassezia sympodialis ATCC 42132
Lineage: Eukaryota; Fungi; Basidiomycota; Malasseziomycetes; Malasseziales; Malasseziaceae
Gene: DOT1
Exons: 2
Coding region: 1-1122 (373 amino acids)
Biological process (GO): DNA repair; DNA damage checkpoint signaling; regulation of transcription regulatory region DNA binding
Cellular component (GO): nucleosome; nucleus
Molecular function (GO): histone H3K79 methyltransferase activity; histone binding
Source: RefSeq, a predicted model, not a curated record